This is a messenger RNA of Impatiens glandulifera, 1047 nucleotides long. Its product is annotated as DNA-directed RNA polymerases IV and V subunit 4-like. NCBI's taxonomy places the organism in Eukaryota, Viridiplantae, Streptophyta, Magnoliopsida, Ericales, Balsaminaceae. The record is from RefSeq and is a predicted model, not a curated record. Gene Ontology annotation, cellular component: RNA polymerase complex. Bases 90 to 752 code for a protein of 220 amino acids. The transcript is spliced from 10 exons. Gene Ontology annotation, molecular function: nucleotide binding. Gene Ontology annotation, biological process: DNA-templated transcription initiation.
UCUCGACCUAGGCUUUCUCUUACAUUCUUCUGACGAGUUCUAUCAAUUAGCGUGAUUUGUUCUUGAUAGAUUGUUUGGCAGCGACGAAGAUGGGGGACAAGGCGGGAAAGGAUUUUUCACUUCCGAAAUCAAAAGGGAAAACUUCUCUCAAAUCUUCUGUGUCAGCCAAUGGAAAAGAUAGUAGCUCAGCUAAGUCGAAGUCUGGCAGGAAAGUGCAGUUUGAUUCAGAAGAUUCAUCGGAAAUCAGGCUUAAUACACCCACUAAAUCUGGUGGAAAGUUUGAUACAUCAAAUGGUGAUUCUGGGAAAGGGGGAAAGGGUGUCAAGACCCCUGCAGCAAAGCAACCUUUGGAGCUUAACAUUGAAAAAGAAAUUCCAGAGAAUGCCCAGUGUUUGAUGGAUUGUGAAGCAGCAGAUACUGUACAGGGAAUUCAGGAACAGAUGGUGAUCUUAUCUGAAGAUCCAACAAUUAAACUCCCUAUAUAUUUUGACAAAGGGUUACAGUAUGCCAAGCGUAAUGACCACUAUAAAACCCCUCAGGCUGCCAGACUAGCUCUCGAGCCACUAAAGAAGCACGGUGUUAGUGAUGGGGAGAUUUGCUUGAUUGGUAACCUAUGCCUAGAAUCAAUUGAGGAAGUAUUUGCUCUAGUCCCAUCUUUAAAGAAGAAGAAGAACAAAUUGAAGGAACCUCUUACAAAAGCAUUAAGUGAUCUAGCUAGCUGUAAAAACGCAACAUCCGAGGUCUCGGAAUGAUAGUUGGUUGUCUCUCCUUCAUUUUGAGUUUAGUGAUCUUGCAAACAUGAAGUUAACCCAGGAAAUGAAGUCUGUAAAGCAGGUCUUAGACAUGGUAAAAUCCUAACCCCCAGAAUUAUGCUGUUGAAUGAUUUUGUGACUGUUUUUCUUGUAACUUGUAAGGCUUUUGUUGUGGUGAAAUUGUUUAGUAAUAUGCAUUAUUUGGUAUGCCAUCAUACAAGUUUUUACUUAAACUACAAAUUAUGCCAUGGAUAGCUUUAAUGAAGUUUCAGUUAUAAUUUAAGCGAUUUGGAUU